CUAACGACAAGAAACGAUAUUAUUAAAAUGAGAUUUCCAACCGCGACCAGUAUUAUUCAUCUGCUACUUGCAGCGCAAUUCACCGAAGCAUUUCAAUUCGGCAGCAGAUAUCUUCGAAAUGGCAGAAGAACGCAACCCCUAUUUUCGACCAUCGACGAUCAGGAUUCUAAGCCAAAGGCCAUCACGAAGGAAAAAAAGAUCUACAUAAAAAAUGAACGAGAACAGAUUGCGAGAAAGAAAGACUUUUAUCGGGGGGCAGGAGUUUUCAGGGAUGUCAAAGCAGAAGUUACGCAAGACAUGAAAGAACAGUUUGACUCCGAUCUGAUGAAUAAGAUGAAGGAAAAUCCGAAUUACAUGAUUGAGAAGGAUGGAGUGGAAUUUUACUUGGCAAAAGAUCAUGGAUUUUGUUGGGGAGGUGAGUACCGAGAAGCCUCGUUCGAAAAAUGAAAAUGAGAUUUUUAUCACUCUAAAUCUUCCAAUAUUUCCUUCUCUGCUAUACCUGAGCCAGUGGAACGCUCCAUCAACUUGGCGUAUAGUGCAGUAGAAACGUUCUCCGAAUCAAAGGUCCAUAUCACCAACGAAUUGAUUCACAAUCCCAUGGUCAAUGAUCGACUGCAUACGAAGGAUGUAAAUUUUAUUGGUAAGGACGAGGACAAUGGCAAGGAUUUUUCACAAAUCGAAGAAGGUGACGUAGUCAUGCUACCUGCGUUUGGAGCUACACUAGAGGAAAUGAAGUAAGUACCAAAAGAAACCUUACGGGGAGACAUUCAAUAUUUCCCGCAUUAAGUAUGUUUAGUGGUUACUGAUUUGCCCUGCUUUUUUCAUUGUAUCCUCAAUUUGGUGACCUUUCUCUCCAGAGAACUUGAUGCGAAAAAAGUCAAGGUGGUGGACACAACAUGCCCUUGGGUUGCAAAAGUAUGGAACACAGUCCAUACCCACCAAGUGCGAGGUCUGACCUCUGUAAUCCACGGAAAAUACGCCCAUGAGGAAACUAUGGCUACCAAAUCUAUGUGCGAGACUUACAUUUGCGUCAAGAACUUAGAGGAAGCCGAGUACGUUUCCGAUUUCAUUCUGACUGCUAAAGAGGGGGACGGUCGUGCAGAGAAGUUCAUGGAGAAAUUUUCGAAGGCCUGUAGCUCCCACUUUGACCCCCACAGGCAUUUGAAGAAAAUUGGCCUCGCCAACCAAACGACCAUGUACAAGAAGGAAACAAGGGCGAUCGGCCAGCUGCUCCAAAAGACCAUGAUGAAGACUUUUGGACCGGAUCUGAUCAACGAGCACUACUACGAGUUCGAUACGAUCUGUGAUGCCACGCAGGUUCGACAGGACGCGGUGGACGAGCUUUGCAAUAUGCACGAUGAUCCGGAGCAGGUAAGCCUCGACUUUAUCCUAGUGGUGGGGGGCUUCGACUCCUCGAACACAGCCCAUCUUCUAGAAAUUCCGGAUGCGCGAGGGGUCACUUCAUUCCACAUUGACGCGGCCGAGUGCGUCCAAGCCGAAAAUAAACUGAAGCACCGGACCGUCGACGGAGAAAUUACCACUAGGGCUCCGUUUCUGACCGAGGACAUGCUGUGGACCACCGACGCAGAUACCGGAGAGCGCACAAAGAAAGUCCUCCGCGUGGGAGUGACGAGUGGGGCGUCAACCCCCGACAAGGAGGUUCAGGACGCCCUCGGCAGGAUAAUGAUGCUGAAUAAACUCAGUGAGGCUGGAUACAAGCUAAAAGAAGAGAAAGAAGAAUGAAAUCAUUAUAUUUAGAUGGUAAAAUAGAUAAAAUAUUCUUCAAGGCAUUUGUUACUACUUGACACGAACUGGCGUCCAAAAUUUAUCUUGGGAUCAAGGAACUUAUUUGCAGAAAGCGAUCAACCCGCAACAUCGAUCCAUUCGCUGUCCUGCACCCUAAAGCAGUAUCCCCACCCGGUACUCAAAGGACACACGAUCCUCUGUGGUCUCGUCCGCCGCUGGAUCGGCAAAGGCGGUAUGAAAGACGGGCAUCCUUGCACUCGUUUCGAUGCGUAGUUGGUGAAACUGCUUGAAGACCACAACCUCGUUGACUGUCAUAUCGGGGUAGUAAUAGAACCUGUGUUCCGGAUUUUCCUUCAACGCGGUCACUACUCCCAGCGAGGCCGAGUCCACCUCCACAAAAUCGCCCUCUUGCAGCGUAGUUGGGUCGAGAAAACAAAGCGGGAAGGAGCGCAGCUCGGAAGAGUCAGACAUUGGCUUGAUUGGCCUCCAUAGGUUGACGAGCAUGUACUCGUCAGCCUGUUUUUCUUCGUACAAAGCCUUUUGCGAUCCGAAAUCAAAAAAUGGGUUCCGUUCCACCACGGCGUCAAAGUCGAGGCCGUAGUCGUUGUGGACCUGCUUGGCAAAACCUUUGUUGAGAUUGUUGGUAGGGUAGCGCCGGAUCCCCCUGGAGGGGCCCAUGACAUUCUUGGCCCGCGGCAGAAUGGACCGGAGCAGAUCGGUAGUUUCCUUGGCAUAGAUGCGUUUCACAGGCGUGUCCCCGUUCCGAAAGUCAUCAAUAAUCGCUUGAUAGGAAGAUCCACCAUCUUUCGAGCGGUUCCCAUAGGCCCCGAGGAGAGCCGCGAUGUUGCGAUCGCUCUCCGACCAGUCGGAGGCCUCCAUGGCGCUGGUGUGGUUCAGAACUACAAACCCGUACCGUUCAAAAAACUCCGCUUUGGUCAGGCCCUCCUCGGCUUCCUUGGCGCGUGCAUCAUAGAUCGUCGCCGGGAUGCUCCGGAAAUAGAAAGCGCGGGUGACGCGCAGCAGCUGCGAGAGACCGCCCCCAAAGACAAAUUUCAGGCCGGAACGGACGCGCUUCCACGGGCUGAUGCCCCUCAGGGCGAUCCAAUCAAGGUCGGUUUUGUACAAAGACCUCGCGCCCCUUGGGAAGAUCCCCGGGAGCCUUGUGUCGACGUCUCUUCGGGGCGGUGCCGCAAAGGUUUGUUCCCGUUCCAGGUAGACCAGCUGUGUGUUUUCUGUGCUUGUGUUGUUCUCGUUAGGUUGAGGCGAAGCCACUGCUUGUUCCGAUGUGUGUGGUAUGGAUUGUGACAACACCCCAAGCGAAGAUAGCACUAGAAAUAGCGCCAAGAAAAGUAAUUUGGUGUUGUGACGAUUGGUAUUGUUUGACAUGAUUAAAAGUUCUAUUGGAUUUUGUUAGUUUAUUAUUGAUUUGGAAGUAGUAUUUGUGAAAGUUAUGAAAGGAAAGAAAUGUUGGUGGAAGGGAUGACAGAGUGAGGAAGCUUGAUCACGACUAAACGGUCAUCAGUAACAAACUUGGCGUGAUCUUUCCAUCUGUUUCUUCUUCAGCUUCGGCCCAUGAUUUCGAAGCGCUCAAAAAUUAUCCACGAUUGAACGCUUUCCGAGACUGCACGAAGAGCGCCAAUAGAAAUAGUCAUAACCU
Pseudo-nitzschia multistriata is the source of this 3403-nucleotide messenger RNA. Lineage: Eukaryota; Bacillariophyta; Bacillariophyceae; Bacillariales; Bacillariaceae. The record is from the annotation of a GenBank genome assembly.